UGUAAGCCUCCGGAAAUUAUGUAGUCCUGUGACGUGUUUUUGGAUGCAGACAGAGAUGUGUGUGUAUGUGUGUGUGUGUGAUGUGCUGUGAGGAAUGGAAAAAAGGCGUCUGUCAGUGUUGGAGGGGGUCCCGACACGUCACAUGCAAUUUUCCAUCUGGAAGGAGCUUGUUUAGGUCUGCGCACCGCAGUGAGGAACAGCCCACGGUGCCUUCAGUGGUCACUGGAUCACAGACCUCCACUACUGAUCACAGUCUGAAGGGAUUUAAAAAAUAAUCAACCAUGAAGCGCAGACUCUACGGACUAGCACUCAUCCAUCUUUUCACAACUUUUCCUCUGAUCAGUGGCUCACCUUUCCAAUAUAACGUGUUCCAGGGCAAUGCAUACUCUGCUACCGAAACACGUCAGAAAAACAAAAACUGGUGCGCCUACGUUGUGCACAAGAACGUGAGCUGCGCCGUCACGGGAGGCGCGGAGAGCUUCGUGCAGCCCGAGCUUCUACCGUGUCCACCGGAGCUGCCAAACUGUGCGCAACAAGUGAUAUAUCGGACCCACUUUAAGCCCAUGUAUAAGAUUGCAUACAAGACUGUAACGGAGCUGGAGUGGAGGUGCUGCCCAGGUUACCAGGGCCAUGACUGCCGGGAGGUGAAAGACAUAAAACUACUCCAAGUAGAGCGUUUGCCUCAUCCUCCCUCUGCCUCUGGACAUACUACAGUCCAACAAGCUCCAGGACAGCGAACAGAGAGCCAUCCAUGGGGAAGGGAAGGGCAGUUUGGAGGUCAGACGGGUAACAGGCCACGAGGGGGUCAUGGAGGAUAUCAAAAUGUGCAACACCUGGAGGAGGAGGUGCGGCAACUGUCCCAGAUGGUCCUCGACAUGCAAGCAAGAAUGACAGACAUGUCCUCUAAUCUGAGACUGGAUUUCCAAGAGGAUGCCAGUAAAAUGCUGGUAACGCUGCUGAACAACAUCAGACAACCUGCCAGUGCGAGGGGCGCGGAGACCCAAACCAUUCAGUUGCAGGACUUCUCUUUAGAACAUGAGACAACAACGAUGGACGAGGUCAUGAACAAGAUCAGCCAGAUCGCAGACGAUCUGGAGUCCAAGAGCAAUACCCUGGAUGACCUGCUGGGUCGUGUCAGCCGUCAUGACGGACAAAUUCAUCUGUUAAUGGAGGCUGCCCAGAACCAGCUGUCCACCCCUUCUCCUGCUCCCCCAGCCAGUGACACAGAUCUGCGUGGCUACCUGGAUGAGAAGCUCAGUGCUCUGCGAGAGGAGUUAAUGGAGGGUAUGGAAAUCAAAUUGGCAGACUUGAAAAAUUCAUGCGAUUAUAAAAUCCUAUCAGUUCGGGAGCAGUGCGAGGGACAAGAAGCCAACUACCUCAGCCUGGCUGAGCUCAUGGACUCAAAGGAAACUGACCUCCGCAAAGAGAUCCAUGACCUUAAGACCAAGUUGGUUGGCCCAGGAAAAGAAGACACCUGGGUAUCUGACUCUGUUCUAGCUCGAGUAGAGUACCUUGAGCACCGUCUGAACUCAUCUGAGAAGUCUGUAGAGGCUCUGUGCAUCUCUGUGGAGGAGAAGCUGAAGAUUGAACGGGCAGACGCCAUCCAAGAUUUGAGGGUAACGCUGGAGGACAAGCUGGCCUCCAUGGAAGACAGACUCACCACCCUUUUGUUGGAUACAAACACAAACUCCGGAUCUGGUGGUCAGCCAGAGAGUCAGGGUGUUCUGCAAUGGGACGUUGACAAUCUCAAGGGUUCUGUUCAAACUCUAGAGAAUCGAUUUUAUGUCUUGGACCAGCUGUGCUCAAAGGAGUGCAAGACUAAUUUGACUUUUGUGGAAAACAUUCAACAAGACCUCCAGAGCUGCAGAACUGCUGUACAUGCUAUGGAAACUAGUCUAAAAGUCCAGAUAAAUGGCCUUGAAGCCAUGGAGGGACAACUCCUCAACCACAGCUUUAGUACUGAGAACAUACAUGGUGAGCUGAGCCACCUGAAAGAGCGUGUGAAUAGGUUGGAGGACUCAUUAUCAGAUGUCGUUCAUGAGCAGUCUCAGACCCUGCACAGUCUCAACUCUUCCUGGGGCCAAGUAACAACAGGGGCUGAGCAGGAGGCCAAGGAACUUUUGGAGCUCCACAGGACUCAGCACCAAGAACUGAUAAACCGACUGAAUGAGCUGGGUAGAGAGGUGAAAACCAAGGCUGACCACUGCAGGGAACAAACGGAAGAUGUGGGGAAAGAGAUUGCCCACAUGGACAGCCGCAUUGUUAGUGUGGAGAGUUUAUGCGGCAAGCUGGACCCUAUCUCCAGUAGCCUUCAGAGGAUCAAAGAGGGCCUGAAUAAACAUGUCACUGGGUUGUGGACUUGUGUCAAUCAGCUGAAUGGUACGGUUAGAGCUCAUUCCCAAGAUAUUGGAGGACUGAGGGGAACUUGUCAGAACCUCCAGAACCUCAUGUCUAAGGUGCUAACGAGCAGCAACCCUGGGAAGACAGGUGUUGCUGUGGAGGACACAGGAUCUCCCCUGGGUUCAGGUAAGAGCCCCCAGGUGCCAGUUGGUCCCCUGGAUGCCCCCGUCCCACAGCCACCUGUGAUGGAGACCGGAGAGGCAGGACCGCCCAGCAGGAUGACCUCGUCCAAGUUGCCUAAGGGGACCGACGGCAGCAUGAUGCCUGUUCAGGGUUUUGCUGGAGCUCCAGCGUCCCCACAUGUCAAAUUUUCUGACUCGCUAAAGCCCAGCACACCACUCAUCUCAGACGUGAACCUGCCCCACAGACCAUCACCACACAAACCAGCCCCGGCUUCAGGUGAGACAGUGUCAUUCUCAGCUGGUCUGACUCUUCCGCCGUUCCAGGGAGAGAUGGGAAUCAUUCGAUUCAACAAGGUGCUGGUCAACGAUGGAGGACACUAUGACACUCAUACAGGUAUCUUCACAGCUCCCACAGAUGGCCGCUACCUGGUGACCGCCGUGCUCACAGCCCAGCGAGGCGAGAGGGUGGAGGCGGUUCUAUCUGUGUCCAAUCACAGCAUCCAGAGGUUGGACUCCACGGGCUUCUCGUCAGGAGCGCCAGCGCCGCUGUCACAUGAUCAAUGUAACUGCAGCAGCUCGACCUCACUGAGCCUCGUUCUGUCUCUGAGGAGAGGCGAUCGAGCAGGGCUGGUCAUGACUGCGGGAAAACUCGCCAUCUCAGCCUCCUCUGAGAUCCUGUCAUCUUUCAGCGUUGUGCUUCUUUACCCUAGUCCAUCCAAACGGUAGCCCUGCCUUUUUUAGGGACACCUAAGUGGAGCAUGGUCUUCAUUAUUCGGCAUCCACCAAGAUUAACAGGGACAUUAUCAGAGGACGGAAAGAAGGAUAAAAAAUAGCAAGUAGCAAAAAGGAAAAAUUCCAAAUGCACGAGAUCCCUUCUAUUGAGUACUAAUAUAUAGUGUGUUUAUAUUGCAGUUAUUUUCAUGUCUUAUUAUGAAGUUCUGUUUAUAACCUGGACCUUACAAAUACAUAAUUAGCUUGAAAAUGUAAGCGUCCACUGCAGUAAGUUAGGAGUUUCUUCCUUAAUAUUUGGGAACACAAAGUGUCUUGUACCACACCACCCAUUAUUAAUGAACUGUGAGUGCUAAAAUCUGAGUUCCAGAAGAACUUGUAUUUUCUUACAGUUCAUACCAGUGUACACACACACACACACACACACACACACACACACACACACAUACACAGCUCUUCUUGUUGGUGCUAAAACUGUCACUAAUGUUCAAAUUGUGCAUUGUUACUUCAAAUAAAUUUUUUCAAUAAAGCAUCAUCCAA
Molecule: messenger RNA, 3791 nt
Organism: Scatophagus argus
Lineage: Eukaryota; Metazoa; Chordata; Actinopteri; Scatophagidae
Gene: emilin2b
Product: elastin microfibril interfacer 2b
Exons: 9
Coding region: 282-3248 (988 amino acids)
Molecular function (GO): protein binding
Source: RefSeq, a predicted model, not a curated record